This is a messenger RNA of Neodiprion fabricii, 1641 nucleotides long. RefSeq names its product protein Tube (gene tub). The coding region runs from base 177 to 1409 and encodes 410 amino acids. Lineage: Eukaryota; Metazoa; Arthropoda; Insecta; Hymenoptera; Diprionidae. The record is from RefSeq and is a predicted model, not a curated record. The transcript has 3 exons.
GUCCCACAGUUCACGUUGGUUCACGUGUCGUCCAUGUUGUUAUUAAACAAACGAGCUAUCCAAGUCUUGAUCCAUGCGUUUUGAUAUAUUUACUUGAGUGAAAACUUUUUAAACGAAAACACAAUUUUUUUUGGUGAUCAGUACUCUUAAAUUGAUAUACCCACGCAAUCACAGAUAUGGAUGCCAAUACUGAGAUACGUAAAUUGAGGCCUGCAGAGCUGUAUAAACUUGGUAGAAUAUUGACUGCCUCUGAUUCAUGGAAAAUGUUGAUGGCGAUUGUGCCCAAGGAAGGAACUGAAAAUGUUCCAAAAUUCAGUACCGAACACUUUGAACUGAUUGAACAGGCCAGUCGCCAACAACGAAAAUCAGCGGCAGAAAUAUUUUUAGAAGAAUGGAGCACAAUGGGAAAACGUAGGCCAACUUUGCAGUCCACUUUGACUCUUCUCGUCAAGGCUCAAUUGUUUAAAGCUGCAGAUUAUAUUGCAGUUGAUUUAUUGCAUGGCCAACCUCCGCAAAGACCGUUGAGUGGCCCAGCUGCUCCAGUGAUUAUUUCUGAUGAAGAAAUUGAAAUGUUGUUGAAUGAGACAGCUUCGGAGCACGAUGAAAAGCUAACGUGUCGAAUUUCGGAGCCACCAGAAAAUUUGGAUGUAAUCUUGGACGGAAUGAGUUAUCCUAGUGAACUUUCUUAUCAAAAUUCAACAGAAUCAAAAGUCUUGGUUAACGAAACUUUAAAGAAUUCUGAUUUAAUGCAAUUUAGUAUAAGCAGUACAAAGUUGUGUAAAAGUAGCCAUCAAAAUCUUAAUGUGGGCCCGGAGUCCAAUUUAAUUCAAUUCAGUAGCAAUAGUGUUCAUGAUAGUACAAAUAGUUCUCUGUCUAUACUCAAACAAGUUCAAAAACGAAGCUCCGUGAAACAUGGGCAUAAAGAUUUUCGCGCACCAAAUAACGGUGUCGAAUCAUCAUAUGAUGGCGCAAAUGAGUUUACUACUGUCAGUGAUUAUGAUCAGCUUGAAUUGAAGUCUAGCGAAUUGCCGGCAGUUGUGGCAAACCUUGGUAACGGCAUUCGAACCACGUACAGCGAAUUAGAUUCGAGCGAAUUGCCACAAAUUGUAGCCGAAAUUGGUAAACGAGAAUCAUCGAAUCCAACCAAAUUGCCAGCCAAACUUCAGUCAUUUGGAGAAAACACUGACGUUUCAACUUCUUCGACAUCAUCAGAUUCGUCGUCAUCAAAUUCUGACACUAAUGCCAUGAAUACAUAUGACAAUUACAGUAAUGACAACAUACCGAUUUGUGUAAACGCUCUUCUUGGAAGCUCGGAAAAUUAUGAACUGGUAACAGCAGAAUUACCGCAAAUAGUAGCAGACUUGGGACGGGAUCAACAAUGCAGUUUUACCGAUUCAAAAUCUGGAUGAAAAUCUGCCGAAAUUACCAACGGUAUUAACCAAUAGGCGUCUAAGUUAUUGGAUAAACAAUAUGUUCAAUAAAUUGUGAACAGAAUAAAAAUUGUCUUCCAAUGUCAUGAGUUUCAUCCCAACUGAAUGUUUGCAAAGAAAUGUGUUGCAACAUUACGUGCUUUUCUAAACUAUGUAAAUAGUAUAACUGUAUUGAUACUGUAAAUAUUAAAAAUAUAUCUUUUUGGAAGUA